Messenger RNA from Paramecium sonneborni, 672 nucleotides. The record is from the annotation of a GenBank genome assembly. NCBI's taxonomy places the organism in Eukaryota, Ciliophora, Oligohymenophorea, Peniculida, Parameciidae.
AUAUUAUUCUAAAAACGAUAAUGAGAAUACUAGUUAUCGUAGUAUUGGCCCUCACAGUAAUGGCUGCUCAAAAAAAGAAAAAGUAAUUUACUUAUCAUUUUUUAAUUAGAACAACUACCAAUUUAAUUCAUGUUGACAACUAGGCAUAUAAAAAAUAACAUGCAAAAAUUGAAUAUGAUGUUGAUUCAUUUACAAGUCCUAGAAGUGAGUAACUUAAGACUGCCUAGAAAAGAUAAGACAGCAGCCUAAAAAGAGCUAUUCUUCACAGCCAAUAAUCAGCUGGAUUUGUUCAAAUUUAACAAGAAACAGAUCAAUUAAUUCUUAUGAACCAAGACCAAGAUGUACAUAGAUUUUUUUAUUUAGCUCUCCUCUGAAUUAAUGACAGAAUAAUAAAUUCAAUAAGCUUUAUUAACCGCUGAAGAUUUCAAUAAUGUCCCAAAUAUUGAAAUGCAAGCAGAAUCAAACUAUUAAGCUUCUGAUGUAGCUUAAGAUGAUGUCAAUGAAUCCUACUAUAUUCCAAUUAUUACAGAAGGAGAUGGCACUUUAGAGGAAGUUUAGAACUCUGAUGAAGAACCUCAAUACAACCCAGAUAUUGAGAUGCCUUCCUUAGAUGAAGCAUCAUCAUCAUCAUUCCUUCAAUGAAAGAUUUAAAUAAUCAGCAUUUAUAGAUAU